Messenger RNA from Dunckerocampus dactyliophorus (ringed pipefish), 3025 nucleotides. RefSeq names its product solute carrier family 35 member B3 (gene slc35b3). The transcript is spliced from 10 exons. Gene Ontology annotation, cellular component: Golgi membrane; endoplasmic reticulum membrane. Gene Ontology annotation, molecular function: 3'-phosphoadenosine 5'-phosphosulfate transmembrane transporter activity. The record is from RefSeq and is a predicted model, not a curated record. Gene Ontology annotation, biological process: transmembrane transport. The coding region runs from base 243 to 1265 and encodes 340 amino acids. Lineage: Eukaryota; Metazoa; Chordata; Actinopteri; Syngnathiformes; Syngnathidae.
CCAAACCGGAAGUUGUUGGCUGGUUCUGCCGGUGCAGCUAGCAGCUAACGCCCUGCUAGCGAAAGCUCUCCUUAGGGCUUUUUUGUCUGCUUGUCAUCGUCGAAGAGGAUCAUGGGAAUACUUUAUAAGCAGUAAAUAUGACGCUAGUAUCUUUAGAGGAAUGUAAUAUACCGAAAUAGCACCAGAGGAGGAGAAAAACGUGCGUAAAGACACCCGGAAGUGUUGUGGAAGAUUCAAUCAUCAUGAGUGCCAAAUAUGGCCUGGUGCGGUACGACAGUUCACGGAAGCACAUUUCAAUAUCCAUCCCAUCUUCCACAGAGGUGAUGUCCCCUCAUAUAAAGUCCUCGGAGGAACUGCGGGUUCUAGGAAUUAACCUCAGCAGCUUCGGCGCUCCCACGCAGUUCUUCAUCUGUGUGGCCGGGGUCUUAGCAUUUUACCUAGUGUAUGGGUAUUUUCAGGAGCUGAUAUUUUCUGUGGAGGGUUUCAAGCCCUUUGGUUGGUACCUCACUCUGGUCCAGUUUGGUUUCUACUCCAUGUUUGGACUUGUGGAGCUUCAGCUCACGCAAGAUAAACGCAGAAGGAUACCAGGAAAGACAUAUAUGAUCAUUGCGUUUCUAACAGUGGCCACUAUGGGCCUGUCCAACACUUCUCUGGGCUACUUGAACUACCCGACACAGGUUAUCUUCAAGUGCUGUAAACUCAUUCCUGUCAUGAUUGGAGGAAUAUUUAUACAAGGUAAACGCUAUGAUGUUGCAGACGUGUCUGCUGCUGUCUGCAUGAGUCUCGGACUUAUCUGGUUCACGCUCGCUGACAGCCAAGUAGCGCCCUACUUUAACCUAACAGGUGUUUUCCUCAUUUCCCUGGCACUGUGUGCAGAUGCUGCCAUCGGAAACGUGCAGGAGAAAGCCAUGAAACUUCACAAUGGCUCCAAUUCUGAAAUGGUGCUGUACUCGUACUCCAUCGGCUUUGUGUACAUACUGAUGGGGCUGCUGUGCGUGGGCGGGCUGGGACCAGCAGUGGCUUUCUGCUCAGAGCACCCUGUGACGACAUACGGUUAUGCAUUCUUCUUCUCUCUAACGGGUUAUUUCGGCAUCUCCUUUGUGUUGGCCUUGAUUAAGCUCUUUGGUGCCCUGGUUGCAGUCACAGUGACCACAGGGCGGAAGGCCAUGACUGUCUUUCUUUCCUUCGUGUUCUUUACCAAGCCCUUCACUUUUCAUCCAUUUUUGUACCUUGAGCCCUGCAUUGCUGUGUCUCCUUGUCUAUGACUCUCUCACUGGCUGUUACUCAUCCUUGCUGUCAAAAAGGUCGCCUUUUCUUACUGCUAACAUGACUCUCCUCACACGCUGUACAAAUACUCUCAAACUCAAAGUGCAACAUAUUUUACUUUUGCUUUUACUACACCCUCAUCUAAAGCAUUAGGUACAUUGGUACUUGUCCAAUUACGGCAUCCAAUACAAGAGCUGCAUCAAAAAUUAUACUAUUUACAAAGAUAAUAAUGCUGUCAGAGAGGUAUUACAUAGUAUAUGUUUUGUCCUUCAUUACAAGAAACACAGGAGAAAACAGAAUAUACAAGUGGUCCUUGGUAUACGUGCGAGUUUCAUUCCUACCGUAAGUUGACCUGACCCAGAACACAUGAAAGACAUAUAAAAUACAUUAAUAAAAAGAUUAAAUACAGUAGUACCUCGCAUAACAAAAACCUCCUUUUACAUAAAUUCCACUGAACAUAAAGAAUUUAUGUAAAGUUUUUGCUUCGCAUUCCAGAAGAAAUUUCAUAUAGCAUAAAGUGUCAAGUCAGUGCAAGUCUUUUUUUUUUUUCAAUCAACUAUUAAUGUCUUAAGUCGGUGCAAGUUCAGACUAACACUUGGUGAUGCCUUCUGACGCAGCACGCUCUCAUUGGCUGAUUUUCGAGGCACCGCCUACGCUCUCAUCUCAUUGGCUGAGUUAUACAGCACGUACGUGAGUUUGUGUGAGAGACAGGCUUGUCCCUUCAAACUCCUUCCUCUUCGUAGUCGCCCUUAAACUAACCUAAAAAGUUAAGUUAAGUUACAAAUUAAAAAUUUGCGUUUGUCUGUGAGACCAGCUGACUCUUAGACUCUUUGAGUCGCAAAGUCAACAUUCACAUUUCCUCUCAUUUUCACUGCAUAUUAACUCCAAUAGCGCCUUCUUUUCACACGCCAUCUUCUUCUUUGGUGUUUGUCUUCUUUCUUCCUCUCCAGUAGUCAGUGUCGGUUGUCAAACUACCUCAUUUGCGCAUUACUGUCGACUACUGGGCUGAAGUGUGGGGCAGAAGUUUGUCCGCAAUAAAAAAAUAUUCAAUAAUAAUGGAAUCAAAUCGGCAAAUUAAUUGGUAGGGUUGCCAACUUCUGCAAAAAUAAAUAAGGGAUACCUUGUUGGCAGGGCUAACCAACCCGACAGUUUUAGGGGGGGGGUUUUGUGUGGAAUUUUGAUGCCAGUUUUAGAGUAAUACUCCCCCAGUUCAUACUCCGCGCAGGACAAAAAUGAGCUCCAAACGAACCGCGUUGCUUGUUUGUUUUAAAGACAAAACGUCACCGUGGGAAAAAGAAAAGUCACAUUUGGACUCCGUGGACCAGAGGCUAGGCAGAUAACUCUAGCGAGCUGCCGCCAGAGAGACAGGAGAAAGUGAGAGCCAGGCAAAAUGUGUAAACAAAGAUUGCACAAAGUCGAUUAAAUGUAAAUGCGAUUGACAAGCUGUCAUCAAUCGACUCCACAUUUUACAGACUAUUUUUCAUUCUCAUGGGACUAAGGGACAAAGUGUGUCCCUUGUCAACGGGCGUACUUUUAUCUGGUCGCACAUGCGCGAGUAGACGACAAAUUUACUCUCUGUCUCACAUUUUAGUCGCAAAAUGCGACCAUUUAGUCGCAGUCUGGAGCCCUGACCUGUAUAAAUUGUCAAAAACGUUUAAAUGCUGUGUCUAAAAAGGCAGUCGGUGCACUUAAAGGGGACAUUCUGGGUCGUUUUACAGUAUUACAAUAAUGUGUCACCCCCUCCAACCCACCCCCACCC